AGGGGGGCCGGGGGUGGUGGUGGUGUGCUGUUUAUAACAACUUGAAGAGUCUGUGGCUUAUAUAUGAAUAUAUCUAAAUGAAAAACGUGCGCAACAUAUCCAAUAAUUAGUUUACUCACGAGUCAAAUUUGAAAAUUUUGGGUGCCAAUGACUUAUAAGCAUGUUGUCAGUAUUGCGUGAUCAAUUGUUCAAUUUGCUUCUGGAGGCAAAUCGACCGACGAAAGUAAUUUAAAACGUGGAACGGCAUAUGAAAACUUCACAAUAUAUUAUACAAUUAAAAUACUAUACAAAGGAUUAAAAAAACAACUUUACAUCAUAACUAAUGAUGUGAAUUACUAUUGUUGCAUUGUUGGAUGAGUGCAUAGACUUUAUAUUUGUUGCCUUUGUACUGACCCCGACUGCAGCAGUUUUUCUCAGUGGAAGACACUUGACUCUUGCUUUUGGUUCAGAAUAUAUUUUGUUAAAGCACCUUUUAUGUCAUAUAUAUACAGUGGCGAAACUAACAAGGAAGAGUGGGUGCACUGUGCACAUGCACCAUAAGAGCAGGAUUAACGCGGAUGCUUAGAGAGGUGCUUAAGUGAUUUUGGAAUUAAAAAAAAAAGAAAAAUAUGUAUUACCUUAAGCGAUGGUGCUUAAUUAAGCGGAAGAAGCGUCGGUGCUUGGUGCACACGUGUCAUAAGACGCGUCUAUCUCAGAAAGGAGGAGUCGUCUUCUUUCCUUCUCUCCUUCGACAAUUCCGUGGCUCUCGAUUCAAACCUAGACGGCUCUGCGAUUCCUCGUGAUACCUCGAUUGACUCUGGAUCUCUCUUUCUCUUCCUCGACGAAUCCCCGUUUCUAUCGCGAAACCUCGACGACUCCGCCUCGUUCUCGCGAAACCUCGAUGACUCCGCCACUGUCUCCUGAUCUUCCCCCGACGAUGAAGCCGUCGGCGUUUCUCUCGGUGGAAUCCUCAUCUCCGUCGCUCUCCUCCACAGUGCUGUUGUCUCUCUCGGUGUAUCUCCUCGAUGGUGACAAACUUGUACCUCUCUCUCGGUGGCCGUCUGGGAGGAAACCAAAUCGGAAGGACUUCAAUGGUUAUGGAUCGUCUUCUAGGUUGAAGCACGAGCAGAUGAAUGAGUCUGACCCGAUUAAUGAAGUUGUGUCUUCGGUGAAGAUGUUGACGGAGAUGUUUGUGAGGGUGGAGAAGUCGAAGAUGGAGAUGGUGAGGGAGAUGGAGAAGACGAGAAUGGAGAUGGAGCUGAAGCAUUGACAGAUGAUGCUUGAGUCGCAGCAGCAGAUCAUAGGCGCCUUUGUUGAAGACUUGAAGCAUUGAGCGAGAAAAAGAGCACAAACGCAAGGAGGCCGGGGUCGUAGUUUCUUAUUAACGUGAACGUACCAAAUAUGGAUGGUAUAACUAAUGGGGGAUCAAAUAGCUUUUGAGUGUCCAGCGUGGCCCAAGCACAUCUUCGACAGUGAGAUAAUCCCUCCCUCUACAAGGGGUUACUAUAAGAACUUUUACGAGAUGUUGAGUACUGAUAAUGUGUACUGCUCUGUUUUUGGCUAGUAUUAGUUGUUGUGGGUUCUGGAUGCAGGUGGUCCAGUUCGUUUAGGCUAAUUCAUUUUGUGUAUUGCUGUUAUGGCUUGUGUCGGAAGUUUGUAAUUUAUUUUGUGUAGUGCUGUUAUGACCAAGUGUCCUCUUCAAGAGAAAUAGUACAUGAUUAUCCAUAACCAUUGGAGACACCUUGUUUUUCUUUUUAAGCACUUCAAAAUAA
Brassica napus (rape) is the source of this 1751-nucleotide messenger RNA. RefSeq lists its product as uncharacterized. The coding region runs from base 881 to 1249 and encodes 122 amino acids. The record is from RefSeq and is a predicted model, not a curated record. Lineage: Eukaryota; Viridiplantae; Streptophyta; Magnoliopsida; Brassicales; Brassicaceae. Gene Ontology annotation, cellular component: nucleus. The transcript has 2 exons. Gene Ontology annotation, molecular function: transcription cis-regulatory region binding.